GGUAAAAUCUUAUCAAAAUAGAAAAAUUAAAGGGCUUUUAGACAAAUAACCCAUUAAAUCCCUUCCUCCAGUCUGCCCUUCUCAACCCCAUUGUCAAUCGUCGGCGACUCUUCUUCUUCCCCUUCCCCACCGUAGUCUCCUUUCUGACGGGGUUUUCCUUGAUCGUCUCUCUGUCGUCUCCGAUAUGAUUUUAUACACCACUGCUUUCUGACACCGUUGCUUGUUCCUCUGGCAUCUGUUAUAAUUUUCCACGCACACGAUUUCCUCAUCUUCUGUAACAUACAACUCGUCCCGGCCACCGCUUAAAAUGGAGGAAACGACGACGCCGGAUGGUUCCAUCGUAGAUGAAUCGGAGAUAGAGUAUGUGAGCUAUGCCGGCGAGCAUCACUUGCCCCUUAUCAUGCGCCUCGUUGAUGAAGAACUCAGCGAACCCUAUUCCAUCUUCACGUAUCGUUACUUCGUUUAUCUCUGGCCCAAUCUCUCCUUCCUCGCGUUCCAUAAGGGGAAAUGCAUCGGAACAGUGGUUUCUAAAAUGGGAGAACACCGUAAUACUUUCAGAGGCUACAUUGCUAUGCUCGUUGUCCUCAAACCUUAUCGUCACAGAGGAAUUGCUACAGAACUUGUUACAAGAUCCAUAAAAGUGAUGAUGGAAUCAGGUUGUGAAGAGGUAACAUUGGAAGCUGAAGUGACAAAUAAGGGGGCGCUUGCAUUAUAUGGGCGUCUGGGGUUUAUAAGAGCAAAAAGGCUAUUUAGAUACUAUUUGAAUGGUGUUGAUGCUUUUAGAUUGAAGUUACUAUUUCCACAUCCAGAAUUACCACCUUCCCACCCCUACCCCCACUCCAACACUGUAAUGUCAUCGGUUCUUGAGAGUUAUGCAGCACAUGAACUUGGUCCAUGAGUCAAAUCUAGAACAAUUCAUUUUCUUUAAUCAAUGUAUAACUGUAAUCAAAAGAUUCGGUUUUUGUUCCCAAUUGAAAUGCUUAGUUUUAUUAGUAAAAAUAUUGUUAUUCGAACUGGUUGUACUGUGUUUGACAUGUGAUAUGUUGCUUUUUGUCCCAUCAAAAAAUGUGGAGCAAGAAAAGAGCGG
Messenger RNA from Lactuca virosa, 1087 nucleotides. The record is from the annotation of a GenBank genome assembly. Lineage: Eukaryota; Viridiplantae; Streptophyta; Magnoliopsida; Asterales; Asteraceae.